Aegilops tauschii subsp. strangulata is the source of this 613-nucleotide messenger RNA. RefSeq lists its product as uncharacterized. The record is from RefSeq and is a predicted model, not a curated record. NCBI's taxonomy places the organism in Eukaryota, Viridiplantae, Streptophyta, Magnoliopsida, Poales, Poaceae.
GGGGAAGGCCGCAACCUCCCGCCCCGCCCCACCCCGCCACCACGGCAGCGACGCAGCACCAUUCUGAACCAACACAUUUCCUCCUUGCCGCAGCAGCACGCACACCCAGAGACGAUCCGUCGAGCUACUAGCUUCUUGGCGGCGGCGAUGGCGAUCCACCUGCUGGCGUUCAUGGCGGCCAAGGGCUUCGUGCAGGUGUUCCAGGUCUCGGCGCCGCUGCUGUGGCCGCUCAACCUCUGGCUGCCGCUCCCGCGCAACCUGCCGGAGGUCUGCAUCGUCGUCUGCAGCGCGCUCGCCUCCCACGUCGCCUGGCUGCGCCGCGCCUACGCCCGCCGCCGCUCCCGAAGCCGCGACGACGACGACAACGAGCUCCACCGCCAGGCGAUAGUCGACGCCUCCGCAUACUGAGAGAUGCUGGAGCAGGAGCAGGACGGUUUUUCCUUUUUCAUUUUGAUUUGUAGGUUUGCUGGCUGCAUGUUCGAUCAUUGUGUUCCCGAGCGUCCCGUGACAUGUGUAUGUUGGCUGUAAGUUGUAGUAACAUUCAAUCUGUAGAUACGAGUGAAUUCUAGUACUAAAACCGACGGAUUCUGUCGUCAUUAUUCGCUUUGGUCAA